AUUAUGUUGUGCCGCCUCCCAAAAAGAGGAGGUUCCCUCUUCGUUAUCGCCCCCCUUUGGUCGCUGUGUUCUCCGUGGGCUGAAAGAAUUCUCCUAAUUGGCGUCAGAAUCGCUCGCACAACCCGAUCUUUCUGUGAUGCGAAGGUGUUUUGAGGUUAUCUCUGCAAGGCCUCAAAGUUUCUCGAGGUGAGGAGCUGAUUCCCUUCGCCGUUUCAUCGGGGAAUGGGGAACACGGGAAGCCGCGCCGGCGGGGGCGGCGCUGGCCUUGUCGGUGGUCGGCGGAGGAACUCUGGACGUCACCACCAUCACCACCACCAUCCGCCUCCCUUCGGCCCCGCCCCUUCUCCACCGGCUCCGCAGCCGCAGCAGCAGCCGCCGCCGCCGCCGGAGGUGACUGCCAACCGUUACGUGUUUGCCGCGGCGACCCCUUACCCGCCACAGUACCCUAACCCGAACCCCCCGCAGUACUUCCAGUACGGGUACUACCCGCCCCCGCCACCGGCGAUGCCAGCGCCUCUCCCGGCGCCGUUCGACCACCACCACCGCGGAGGCGGAGGCGGAGGCGGGGCACACGGGGAGUACCCGACCCACCACCCGGGGUGGGUUGGCACCGGGAGGUACCCGCCGUGUGUUCCUCCGCCACCUCCACCUCAUUAUGUCGAGCACCAGAAGGCCGUCACCAUCAGGAACGAUGUUAAUAUUAAGAAGGAGACCCUCAGGGUCGAGCCCGAUGAGCAGAAUUUUGGUCGAUUCCUCGUCGCUUUCACGUUCGACGCCACCGCCGCGGGAAGCAUCACUGUGUUCUUCUUUGCAAAAGAAGGUACAGCCUGCAACCUGACUGCAACAAGAGAGGACUUGCUUAAACCAGUCACAAUAUGUUUUAAGGAAGGUUUGGGUCAGAAGUUUAGACAACCAUCUGGAACAGGAAUUGACUUCUCAGUAUUUGAUGGGGCUCAGUUGAUAAAAGAGGGAGGAGAAUUGGACUUGUAUCCCCUUGCUAUAAAAGCAGAAGCUUUUCCAUCCAGCAAUCAAGGGCCAGUUGAUGAGAACUCAAAUUUAGGAACCUCAAAUUCACAGAUUACACAGGCCCUCUUUGAGAAGAAAGAGAAUGGUGAGUAUCAUGUUCGUGUGGUGAAGCAGAUCUUGUGGGUCAAUCAGACCAGAUACGAGUUGCAGGAGAUCUAUGGCAUAGGGAACUCGGUUGACAAUGACACUGAUGGGAAUGACCCAGGGAAAGAAUGUGUGAUUUGUCUAUCCGAACCACGGGAUACCACGGUUCUCCCUUGCAGGCACAUGUGCAUGUGCAGUGAAUGUGCAAAGGUUCUUAGAUUCCAGACCCAUCGGUGCCCGAUAUGCAGGCAGCCGGUGGAGCGACUAUUGGAGAUCAAGGUCAACGACAGAUCCGAGCAGCAGCAGCAGCAGCAAGAGGCCCAGGGUUGACAUAGAAGUUGAUUCAGCAGGUGGUGAUGCAUGGUUUUGUGAGUAUUAUAAGGAUUGGCAAUAAAGGUUGAAUUCAUAUGAGUAAUGUUGUUGACUGAAAGAGCAAACCAAAUGUAUAUUCCUGGCAUCUGCUUGCUUUGGUGAGGAGUUCCUUACGAAAGACCAAGUAUGUAUCAGAUUGAAGGACAUAUGUAUUCUGGUCUGUUCUUUUUCUUA
This is a messenger RNA of Musa acuminata AAA Group (dessert banana), 1656 nucleotides long. RefSeq names its product probable E3 ubiquitin-protein ligase LOG2. The coding region runs from base 223 to 1440 and encodes 405 amino acids. NCBI's taxonomy places the organism in Eukaryota, Viridiplantae, Streptophyta, Magnoliopsida, Zingiberales, Musaceae. Gene Ontology annotation, molecular function: ubiquitin protein ligase activity. The record is from RefSeq and is a predicted model, not a curated record. Gene Ontology annotation, biological process: protein ubiquitination. The transcript is spliced from 3 exons.